AUGACAAGUGAGGACAAGACAGCACUAUGUGCUGAAAAUAUAUUGAACGAUAUAUAUAUCCUGACCAUAAACAGAAAUAUUGAUAUUGAUAUUAUUCAAGAAGGAUUACUUCGAAAAGUUAUGGAUGAAGAAGAAUCGAAUAGCAUAUUGUUUUUAGAAGAUAGCAGUUUUUCAAAAAAUGAUAUAAGUAUACUUAAUGUACAUUUAAAAAUUGAAGAUGGAAAGAAUAAAUAUAAUAAUUAUUAUGAAUUUAAAUAUGCAGAUAUUAAUGUUACAAUUGAUUUCUAUCAAAAGGAAUGUAAAUAUAGUAUUGAAAAAUCUAAUAUGCAUAAAUGCCAUUAUUUUAAAAUGAUGAAUAAAAUAAAUUAUAUUACUGAACAAAAAAUGGAUUUUAAAGAUAGUAUUUUAUAUUUGUAUAACACAAUAAAUGAUAAAAACUUUUUUAAAUGUCCAUGUUGGUUAAAUGAUAAUAAAAACAUAAAACUAAACAAUAUAAUAAAUGAUCACCAACAAAAAAAAAAAAAAAAAAAUCUAUAUGAUAAAAGUGUUCAAGUUACGAAUGAUGUAACAAAUAUAAUGGUGAAUGAAAUUCAAGAACAAAAAAUGAAGAAACCAAUUUUUUUUGAUAACAAAAAUGAUUUAAAUAAUAGUGAUGAUGAAUUUAAUAGUGCACAUUCGUCACUUAUAAAAAUUAAUAAAUUACUUAAUGUAGAGGAAAAUGAUAUAUUUCACAACCUCAAAGGACAUGUAUAUGAAGAAUACUUUGAUAAGCAUGAAGACAACAAAAAUCAAAAGGAUAACAUCGAAAGUAAUAUUAUUGUAAAAGAUAAAAAAGAUAGAGCGAAUAAUAUAAUAAGUGAACAAAUGAAGGAAGACUAUAUAAAAAACGUAGAAGAAGUAUUAAGUAAACAUAUUAACAAUAAUAAGAAUAAUAAUGUUGAAGAUAGUGUGUCAUUAUAUUCAUUAGAUGAAGAAAUAAGUGAACAAAUUGAUAAACAACAUUUCUUUAGUAUAGACAAACGACAAGAUGAAAUAUCAAAUUUUAUUCAAAUGGAAGAAAAUAUAAAUGAUCAUAUGAAUGAUAAUAUAAAUAAGAUGGGGAAAAAAAAACAUGGUAAAGAAAAUAGAGUAGUAGAAGAUGAAAAAUAUAUACAAGAUGAUAAAAAGAAAAAACGGUUCUAUAGAAAUGUAAAUGAUAAUAUUCCUUUAACUGUUCAGUUAGCAAAUAAAGGUAAUGAAAUAUGUAAAGAAAUUAUCGAAAUGAAUUCAAGAUAUUAUCGAGAUUUUUUUGAAGAGAAAAUAUUAGGAUGUGGUGGUUUUGGUUAUGUAAUGAAAGUAAAAAAUAAGAAAUUUAAUAUAACUUAUGCAUUAAAAAUUAUAAGAUUAAGCAAUAGCAAAUAUAAUACACAAACUAAUAACAAACAUAUAAAUGAAAAAGAUAAUAAUAGCUAUAUUAUGGAAGAAGCCAUAAUGAUUGCCAAGUUGCAACAUGAAAAUAUUGUAAGAUAUUAUGAUGCUUGGGUGGAAGAAAAUGUAGAUUUUUUCUUAUAUAAAGAAUUACAAAAUGAAUUUAAAAAUAUUAAAAUAAAAAUUAAAAAUGAAAAAAUGAAAAAUGAAAAAAUGAAAAAUGAAAAAAUAAUAAGUGGAAAAAUAAAAAAUGAAAAUAUAAAGAGUGAAAAUAUAAAAAGUGAAAAUAUAAAAAGUGAAAAUAUAAAAAGUGAAAAUAUAAAAAGUGAAAAAGUAAAAAAUUUAUAUAUAGAAGAAAUCAAAUAUUUUUGGAAUCAUUAUAAAAAGAAUAAAGAUCCAAAUGUAAAUGAUAAAUAUUUAUAUAUACUGAUGGAAUAUUGUCCAGGUAAAACUCUACGAGAAGCUAUUGAUUGUGGAUUUAUAUGUAGAAAUGAAAAAUUAAUAUGGGAAUUAAUAAAACAAAUAUUAAAAGGUAUAUCAUAUAUACAUGAUAUGAAAAUUAUGCAUAGAGAUAUUAAACCUUCAAAUAUCUUUUUACAAAUAACUGAUAAUAUUUUAAUUGCCAAAAUAGGAGAUUUUGGUUUGACCACAAGAAUUGGUGAUACACAAAUUAAUCCAUCAGCUGGAACAAUUCAUUAUAUUUCACCUGAACAAUUAAAUGGAGAACCAUUUAAUGAAAAGGCAGAUAUAUUUUCCUUAGGUGUUGUUUUUUUUGAAAUGUUUCAUGAACCAUUUUCGACUUCUAUGGAAAGAUCUAUUACUUUAUCAAAUUUGUUAAAAGGUAUUUAUCCAGAAUAUAUGAAAGCUGAUAAUAAAAAGUUUCAAUUUCUAUCAAGUUUGUUAGCUAUUAACCCACAAGAAAGAUGUUGUGCUUAUAAUUUAUUACACGAAAGUGUACUUUUUACGUUUGAAAAAGAUUUUACAGAUAUUUAUAAUUUAAUAGAUAAUAAAAGAAAUUGUGAAGAAGUUCAUACCAUAAUUAGUACACUAUUUGAUAAAUUCGAAUAUUUGAAUUCCGAUAAAAUUUUAAAAAAAGAAGAUUUUUCAACUUUUCAAAAUGCUAAAAUUUUUACAGAUGAUUUAGAAAUGAGGAAAAAACAAAAAAUUAUAAAAAAGAAAAUUUUAAUAUCUUUAAAAAAAAGAGGUGCUAUAUUUAUACUUACUCCUAUUAUUUUGUUAAAUAAAUAUUAUAUUAAUUUAGAAAAUACAUAUAUGGAAGAAUAUAAUAUAUAUUACAAUAUAAAUAAAAAAAAAGAAAAUAAAAUUAAUAAUAUUUAUAUCAAUACUAAUAAAAAUAAAAAUAUAGAUAAUUUAAUAUAUAUGUUAGAUAUAUAUGGAAAUUCAAUAACUUUGAGAAAUUCUUUCUUUUUAUCAUUUGCAGAAUAUAUAUAUGAGAGUAUCGAUUCUUAUAAUAAAUAUAAUGAGGAUAAUUUGUUUUAUAAAUUUUACACAUAUGGGUAUACAUAUAAAAAUCAAAUAAUAAAAAGUAAUAAACACAUAAAAAAGGACACCAUUAAUAAUAAUAUUAAUACAACGAUAAAUAUUACAACAACAACAUGUAAUACUACUACUGGUACGUCAACAAAUAAUAAUAAUAAUAAUAAUAAUAAUAAUAUGGGUAAUAAUAAUAUUGGUAAUAAUAUGGGUAAUAAUGUGAGUAAUAUUAUAAGUAAUAAUAAUAUUAAUAAUCAUAUGAUUAGUAAUAAUCCUUUUUAUUUUUAUAAUAUUUAUCCAGAUGAAAAUGAGAAAAUGUUCUAUUGUAUUUUAUCUAGUUCAAAAAACGUUUUUGGUAAUGAAGAAUUAAACUAUCUAUCCAUAUUUUCAAAUGCAGAUAUUAUGGUAUCUAUAUAUACAUUAUAUAAUCAUAUAAAUUAUUUCAAUAAAUUGUUAUUUGUUUGGUCAUAUAUUGAUUUGUUAGAAAUAAUAUUAAAAGAAUGCUUAGAUAUACCAAAUGAUAUAUCAUACCAUUUAAGUAUCGAUUUAAAAAAAAAUUCCACGUUAUUAGUCAAUAAAUCUUUUGUAAUGUCCUUAUUACAAAAAUAUAAAAUAAAGGAUAUGAGUAAAAUAUCUGAUCAUAUAUUAAGUUUAUUUUAUAUAAAAUGUGAAAGCAAUAAAGUAGAUGAUUAUUUAAACAAUAUAUAUAAUUUCGUUGAUGAUUUGUUAAAUAAAAAAUCUUCUCUUCAACUUAAGAGAAAUACUUCCAUAACUCCUAAGGAAGUACCAUACGUAAGAAGUAGAAGUAAUAAUAUUUCAACAAGCGCAUCAAAAAUAAUAAAAUAUGAUAUUCAAAAAAAUGUAGGUACAAAAGAAAAAGGAAAUCAAAAUGAUAAUGAAAAAAAGAAAAUGCAGAUAUAUUCUAUUUUAGACAGAAUAAAAAAAAUUAAUAAUUUUAUAUGUACCAAUACAGUUAUAAACAAUACAUGUUUUGAUUUAUUUUUAAAUUAUGAAGAAAGUAUAUUUUGUAAUGAAGUCAUUUUUUAUGUUAUAUGUGAAAGUAAAAAUAAGGAAAUAAUAGCAUAUGGAGGGAGGUUUGAUGAAAUUAUACGAAAUAUGGCAAAUGAAGUAAAAUACAAAAAUCAUGCUAAUUAUAAAUAUGUUUAUAACAAUAUUAAAGAUAUAUAUAAUAAUAAUAAUAAUAAUAAUAAUAAUGAUAAUAAUAUAAUGAACAUUAAAGCAUAUGGUGUUGAAAUUUAUUUAGAUAAAAUUUAUUCAAAAGUAAUCGAAUCUAAUGAAAAAAUAUCUAUUCAUUUACAAUAUAACCCUUCUACGGAUAAAUCACAACUUUUCAAAAACUUUGUUACAUCUUGUCAACAAAAUGAUUUUGCAUGUACAAGUCAUAUUAUUCAGCAACCAUUAUUAAAUGAUGAUUAUUUAAAUUAUUCGUCAACAAAAAUUUUAAUACAAGUAUAUGAAAUUUCAAAUCUAUUAAUAGCAUAUGAUUUAUCAAAAAAGUUAUUAACCAAAAAUAUAUCUUCUUAUACACACUUGUCAAUUAAUAAUGUUAAUAUUAAAAAAAAAAUCAAAAAUUUUAAACCUCACAAAAUUCAAUUUUUUAUUACCAUAAAAUCCAAUAAUACAGAUAAUUCGUUUGACGCACUCAAACCAAUCAACUUUGAUAAUGUAGUCUACAAAAUUGUUAAUUAUGAUGACCAGGAUUGUAAUUUUAUGGACCAAGCGGAGUUAAUAAACUACCUAAUUAAAUAUUUUUAA
Messenger RNA from Plasmodium falciparum 3D7, 4677 nucleotides. RefSeq names its product EIF2AK family serine/threonine-protein kinase (gene eIK1). The record is from RefSeq and is a predicted model, not a curated record. NCBI's taxonomy places the organism in Eukaryota, Apicomplexa, Aconoidasida, Haemosporida, Plasmodiidae.